AUGACAGCCAUCAUCAAGGAGAUCGUCAGCAGAAACAAAAGGAGAUACCAAGAGGAUGGAUUCGACUUAGACUUGACCUAUAUUUAUCCAAACAUUAUUGCUAUGGGGUUUCCUGCAGAAAGACUUGAAGGUGUAUACAGGAACAAUAUUGAUGAUGUAGUAAGGUUUUUGGAUUCAAAGCAUAAAAACCAUUACAAGAUAUACAAUCUAUGUGCUGAAAGACAUUAUGAUACCGCCAAAUUUAACUGCAGAGUUGCACAGUAUCCUUUUGAAGACCAUAAUCCACCACAGCUAGAACUUAUCAAACCCUUUUGUGAAGAUCUUGACCAAUGGCUAAGUGAAGACGACAAUCAUGUUGCAGCAAUUCACUGUAAAGCUGGAAAGGGACGAACUGGUGUAAUGAUUUGUGCAUAUUUGUUACAUCGGGGCAAAUUUUUAAAGGCACAAGAGGCUCUAGAUUUCUAUGGGGAAGUAAGGACCAGAGACAAAAAGGGAGUAACUAUUCCCAGUCAGAGGCGCUAUGUGUAUUAUUAUAGCUACCUGUUAAAGAAUCAUCUGGAUUAUAGACCAGUGGCACUGUUGUUUCACAAGAUGAUGUUUGAAACUAUUCCAAUGUUCAGUGGCGGAACCUGCAAUCCUCAUUUUGUGGUCUGCCAGCUCAAGGUGAAGAUAUAUUCCUCCAGUUCAGGACCCACACGUCGGGAAGACAAGUUCAUGUACUUUGAGUUCCCUCAGCCAUUGCCUGUGUGUGGUGACAUCAAAGUAGAGUUCUUCCACAAACAGAACAAGCUAAAGAAGGACAAAAUGUUUCAUUUUUGGGUAAAUACAUUCUUCAUACCAGGACCAGAGGAGACGUCAGAAAAAGUAGAAAAUGGAAGUCUAUGUGAUCAAGAAAUUGAUAGUAUUUGCAGUAUAGAGCGAUCAGAUAAUGACAAAGAAUAUCUAGUACUCACUUUAACAAAAAAUGAUCUCGACAAAGCAAAUAAAGACAAGGCCAAUCGAUACUUUUCUCCAAAUUUUAAGGUGAAGCUAUACUUCACAAAAACAGUAGAGGAGCCAUCAAAUCCAGAGGCUAGCAGUUCAACUUCUGUAACACCAGAUGUUAGUGACAAUGAACCUGAUCAUUAUAGGUAUUCUGACACCACUGACUCUGAUCCAGAGAAUGAACCUUUUGAUGAAGAUCAGCAUACACAAAUUACGAAAGUCUGA
This is a messenger RNA of Pipistrellus nathusii (Nathusius's pipistrelle), 1209 nucleotides long. NCBI's taxonomy places the organism in Eukaryota, Metazoa, Chordata, Mammalia, Chiroptera, Vespertilionidae. The record is from the annotation of a GenBank genome assembly.